Molecule: messenger RNA, 2816 nt
Organism: Photinus pyralis (common eastern firefly)
Lineage: Eukaryota; Metazoa; Arthropoda; Insecta; Coleoptera; Lampyridae
Exons: 7
Coding region: 14-1693 (559 amino acids)
Source: RefSeq, a predicted model, not a curated record
AUUAAAUCACUUAAUGAUUAUGUGUGAUGGCGAUUUAGACGAAAUAUUGUCGUUAAUAUCUACUAAAAUAAACAAAAUCUUCUGUGAUCGUGAAUUUGUUGCUUGUGUACGAGAUGAUUUUAAUAUCAUUCUAAAAGACAAUAAAUACUGUGUUUUAUUUCCCAAGUUGAAGCCCAUCUUUCUGAAGGUUUUAAGAUAUCAAGCGCUUAUCUUUGAUUUAAGCGUGUUUUGUAUUGGAACAGCACCCCAUCAGAAGACUACUGUUGUGUGUAAAAAAAUAAAAGAGCGAACUGAUGAUUGUCCUUCGGUACCAAAACCGAAAACUAUGGAAUCGGAGGAAAACCUUACGAAAAGUUCAAAGAAAUCAAAAACAAGACCAACACAACCAUUCUACGUUCCACCUGCACAGCGUUCCGUAACAAGAAAACAGAAGGUAAAAGAACAUGAUGUAACUAAAAAAGGCACGAAACAGUUACCAAAAUGCAAAGGUAAUGUCGAAGAAUCUUUAUUUACUGCCUCUAAUGAUAGUUUGUGUGCUAGUCAGGCGAUAUCUAGUAAUGAUGAUAAUAAUAGUGUCGCCCUCGAUCAAAUUAGUAGUGUUGAGUUAACAAAUGCCAAUGACAUUGUGCAAUCUUGUGAAAAUGACAGUACUAAGGAAUUGCCUCCAUGUGCCACAUUAGAUUGUGAUAAAAAAGAAAUGAAUGUACAAAUUGAAUCCAAAAAUGAAGAAACAGAAAAGUAUGACUGUGAGAAAGAGGAACACACUGAAUCAUCUCACAGUGCUGUGGCACCUAUCGAUACCAAUUCUACUGUUGUGGAAGAAGAUGUGAAUUUUUCGCAAUUGUAUAUUUCGUAUAAUAUUGAAGAUCAGAAGAAGCUAGAAGAUUGUGACACUGAUAAUGAGAAGGAGGAGAUGCAGAGAGCCAUCGAAAACAUAAGCAGGAAAAGAAGGCCAUUGAUUAAAAAUACCCAUAAUGGUAAUUCAUUGUGGACGAGCGAAUCGAAGGAGACUUCUCAGCAUAGUACCAAUUUAACAGAAAAUGCAAAAAAUCUAGGCCAACUUGAACCGGACACUAAUGAUGAACAAAGCCAUCUUGCUUGUUGGGAAGAUAUGUUUGACGAAAAUGGGGAAUUACAUUCAGAAUAUUUAGGAGAAAUUUUGAAACAAAUAGGCUGUGAAGUGAAAGUAGUAAAAGCCACUAAUGACUAUAGCGCUUACGAAAAUACAAAAUAUGGAGACUUAGAACACGUUAUAGAGUUGUACGACUUUCCAUCUACACUUAAGACUCAAGAUAUAAUGCAAUUGUAUAGAGAUGCAUCUGAAAAUCCGAUGUAUGUUAAAUGGUGCGACGACACACACUGUUUACUGGUUCUGAGUUCGCCAGCGCAAGCACAAAGAGCGUUGCAAAUAGAACAUGACAUUAUAAAAUCACGUCCAUUGGAGUGUGGCAGUACAAUCGCCAUAGUUACAGCAAAUAGCAGUGAUCUAAAACCUGCCAUGAAAAGACCUCAAACUAGUAUGCAAACUGCUAGGCGUUUAAUUAAUAGACAUUUAGGUACAAAAUCGUCAUUAAGUAAGGAAGAGGUUGAAUUAGAACGACAAGCGCUUCGUGAUGCUAGAGAACAAAGAAGACUUGAACGACAAAGUGAAAAGGAUGCAUGGGAAGGUCAUCCUCGUAAUGCCAAAUCUUAAUUUAAAACACACAACACAUUUGGACUAUACUUAAACAAAGAAGUAGAAUGUCACAUUUAUUUAGCAUUGUAUCAUCAUUAUUAUGCAAUCUGAUUUUUGUGGUAAUUUUUUAAUUGUUACCUGAUACUUAUACAUAAUGGUAUUUUUACAAAAAAUGCACAACACAUUUAUGUUUCCAAUCAAACCAUUGUUAUGUUUUCAACUUCCUAUGUUCUGGGUAAUAGUCUGGCAGAUUUCAGUAAAAAUUGCGCAUUAGAUGAAGAAAGCAUGAAACUCACAGGUAUUGAUCAGGGUAUAGUCCUGAUGAUUUUAAGAUCGGGAGGCCUACAAAAAGUUAUCAAAAAACAAAAUGGCGGCCGUUCAAAGAUUAGGCCUUACUUAAUAUGGGGAGUGCCUUACUCUACAGGAACUAUGAGUUUUUAUGGAAACAUGCUUCUGAUCUUUUUUAUAGCUCUUAAAAAUACCUUUACAGCGAUAUAUUACACGACUACUUCCUACUUCCGGUUACCGGAAAUGAGUCAAAAUCCGAUGUUUUCGUAUUCAUGCAGUUGCGUACUUUGGUUAUAAUUCAAUAACCCCUAGUUUUAAGAAAACCAUGCUUCUAGCCUUUCUUAUAGCUCUUAAAAAUUGUUAUAUUGUACUGUAAUCCUAGUUUUAAGUACCUAUUUUAACUCCGCUAAACGCGAAAGAAACGGAUACGGCCCAAAACGUGUCAGCUCCGUUACGUGUGUAACGUUCAUUGCCACAUAUAUUUUUUCUUUUGUUUACAGAUAAAGGGAGUACAGUUAAUUUAAGUCAAAUAAGGAAAAGUAAGAAUAAGUAAGGGGAAGAAUAGGACAAGAAAAGAAUAAUGAUAAGAAAAUAAGGAUAAGAAAAGAAGGGGGAGAGGGAUAUAAGGAAUAUGGAUUGUAACGCACUUAACGCGUCAGUUAUGGACUGGGAAAAAAGUGCCCUUUGUCAAUGUGUUUCAUCCGAAAAACUAAUUGACCCGGGAAAGAGCAAAGGUCUGACUCCCGAAAACUGCUACAAGAUCCUGGAGGAAGUCAUUAAUUCAUUCAAGAGCCUAGGAACCGUCCCGGUAAAGAUCGACAUAUCACUACUAGAUGAAGGGCGGGGGUUAAAA